AUGGCUACACCUCCCAAGGCCACCGUCCCGGAGUGGAUGACGAAAGAGUUUUUCGUGGAUGCGAUUGCAGCGAAGUUGACGCUCCCGGUGACCGAUUUUACGAUAGCCGAUCUGGACGUGCGACCUGCGACGGAAGCUGGCGACAACUAUGCGUCGGUAUUGUACCGCGUUGCGGUGUCAGUGCAGGUGCACGGUUCCGAAGGCUACACCACCGUGUCGCUAAUCGUGAAGGCCCUGCCUAAACUCGGCCUCUCAGAUGAGUUGAUCCAGCAGAUGAACCUGUUCCCGAAGGAGAUGACGAUGUACGGGAAGGUGCUGCCGAGCCUGGAACAACUGUACCAUCAACGUGGCCGAACGGAUGUGCUGUUUGGACCUCGCUGCCUGAAACACGGCACCGAACCGACCGACGUGAUCGUAAUGGAAGACAUGCGGGAUCGCGACUUCCGCAUGGCGAAUCGGCGCCAGGGUAUGGAUAUGGACCAUACGCUAACGGUGUUGAGAUGCAUGGCGCAGUUCCAUGCUGCGUCGGUGGUUUACUAUGGCCAGCGAGGGCCUUCGGAGCAAAGGCUAAUAGAGGGCAUGUUUGCGGAGAAGGGACGCAAGAUGCACGAGCAGUUUCAGGCGCAGCAGACUGCCUUUUUGUACAAGGUGAUAAGCGGCUGGUCGGAGAAGGGCAAGUUCUUUGCCGACGUAAUGAAACAUUGGGGCAUGGAUAUGUUCGAUGCGAUGCUUAAAGUUACGCGCGCCGAUCCUCAAAAAUUCAAUGUAUUAAACCACGGUGAUAUGUGGUGUAAUAACAUCAUGUUUCACUACACCCCCGACAAUGGCGUUGAUCAAAUCGUGUUGAUCGACUAUCAGAUAAGCUUUUGGUCUUCCCCGGCGAUCGAUUUGCUGUACUUCUUGAUGACCUCCGUCAAUAGUGAUCUUCGCCUUCCCCAGUUGGAUUAUUUUAUUCGCUACUACCACGAACAACUGAUGGAAAACCUCAACUUCCUGGAUUACACCGAAAAGCGGCCUACGCUAAAGGAGCUACACUCGGACGUCAUCGGUCACGGAUUGUUUGGCUUCGUGAUAGCUUUGACCCUCCUACCGGUGGUGCUGCUGGAGAAAACCGACGAUGCGUCGAUGGAUCUGAUGCUCGAUAUGGGAGAAGCCGGUGCCAACUUCAAACUGAAGCUGUACAACAACCCGGAGUAUGUGCGACAAAUGACGCAGAUUAUGGAGCAUUUCUACAAUUUGGGUGCGUUUGACAUCCUGGAGCUGGGAGUGCAACGUGCGGCAGGGAUCGAUUGCGACCCACAAUUGCAGCUGCCACUGUGGCUGGACAGGGAAUUCGUCGAGCACGUGGUGCAGCAGAAGUUUGGCAACGACGCCGUGGAGAAACGCACCGUACGAGGGGCGUACGUGAAGAACGCUGCGAAGAAGGGCGACAAUUAUGCGGCCGCUCUGUACUCCGUAAAGGUGGAUAUGCUCCGAGCCAGUACAGCUACAGAGGAGACCCUUUCGCUCAUCGUAAAAGCUCCGCCGAAGGGAAAUGCCGCUGCCUAUUCGCUGGAUAAGGAUAUGUACGUGAGGGAACGGUAUCUCUACGAAACGCUGAUCCCAGCUUUUGAGGCAUUGUACCGGGCUAAGGGAAGCACGGUAAAACUAGCGGCAAAUUAUUACAAGCCGCCCAACGGGUUGCCGGUGGAGGUGAUUGUUAUGGAGGACCUCACGGUGAGUGGAUACCGGUUGGCGAACCGGCAGGAAGGCUUGGACAGAGCUCACACCGAGGCCGCACUCGAGCAUUUGGCAAAAUUUCAUGCGGCGUCAGCCGUCUACUGUGAGAGUGGUCCGCCACUUCCGGCGAUACUUACCGAGUCGUACAGCGAUUAUCAGAUGGCCGAAAAAACUGACAAGUUGUUCGAGCACUCACUAGACAGCCUUUUCGAAUACAUGAACGGGUGGGACUUUGCUGAAGAGUAUGCCGAAGAUUUGGAGCGGGUUUCACGGCACAUUUAUCGGCUUCUUGUCAAUACAUGGACCGUCAAUUCCAAUGGAUUCAACGUGCUGAACCAUGGCGAUGCCUGGAUGAACAACAUACUGUUUUCCUAUGAUAGCGACACCGUUGCACAGGUGGCCCUGGUUGACUAUCAGUUCCCGACCUGGGGCUCACCGGUCUUCGAUGUGAUCCAGCUGUUGUUCUCUUCAGUUAGUCAAAGCCUGAAGCUAUCAGAGCAGGCAGCGUUUGUACGAUUCUACCAGAAAGAACUGGUGCAAAGCUUGCGUCUUCUUGGAUACACCAAACCGAUGCCGACGUUGCAAGGGUUGCAAAUCGCCUUCAACGAUCGACUUCUGGCGGCCAUCAAAGCUACCGUGAUCGACCUACCGUACGUCUUGGCCGAUCCCAGCGAGGACGCGUCGGUGGAGGCUGCUGUCGCACAAACGGAGGCUGGACGCCAGUUCCAGAAGCUACUGUACGACAACGACCGGUACAAGGAGCAGAUGAAAAUGCUGCUACCGUACUUUAAGAACCGUGGUCUACUGACACCAGAUGCCGCUUCUAUCAUUCGAAGUGAAUAA
Molecule: messenger RNA, 2562 nt
Organism: Anopheles coustani
Lineage: Eukaryota; Metazoa; Arthropoda; Insecta; Diptera; Culicidae
Exons: 3
Coding region: 1-2562 (853 amino acids)
Source: RefSeq, a predicted model, not a curated record